This is a messenger RNA of Sesamum indicum (sesame), 1650 nucleotides long. RefSeq names its product GroES-like zinc-binding alcohol dehydrogenase family protein. Gene Ontology annotation, molecular function: oxidoreductase activity. The record is from RefSeq and is a predicted model, not a curated record. Lineage: Eukaryota; Viridiplantae; Streptophyta; Magnoliopsida; Lamiales; Pedaliaceae.
UCGAUUGAGGAUAAGCAUUGACGGCUGCUUCUCCAAAAUGCGAUUUCAGCACAUUGUAUUGUCUAUGUGUCGUUAUUAUCUUUCCAAAGUUCUGCAAUAACAGUUCUCGUUUGAAAGCGCUGAUUCCGAAUUGCACGAACCGUAUCGUACUCUUCUAUGGCAUUUCGCCGGAGCUCAAUUCUACUGCGCAGGGCCAUCGGCAGCAGCCGGACGGCGGCGGUGUACUCUUCCCACAGUUCCCUAUUGCGUGAUUCGUUGGAUUAUUCUGAUUGCCGGAGAUGGUUUUCAAGCUCAGUAUCCGAUAGUAAAGGUACAGCCAUGUCAGCGGCGGGCUACCAUGUCAGCAAUGGGCCAGCGUACAUGCGGGGAGCAGUGUUUUGGGAACCGAAUAAACCCCUCACCUUCGAGGAUUUCGAGAUGCCCCGCCCUAAGGCCAAUGAAAUUCUCAUCAAAACUAAGGCCUGUGGAGUCUGUCACUCUGAUCUCCAUGUCAUCAAAGGCGAGCUUCCCUUUGCCAGCCCUUGUGUUAUCGGGCAUGAGGUUACUGGUGAAGUGGUUGAACAUGGGCCACUUACUGACAGCAAAAUCAUCGAAAGAUUUCCAGUUGGAUCGCAGGUUGUUGGGGCUUUCAUAAUGCCCUGUGGGAGCUGUUUCUUCUGUUCUAAGGGGCAAGAUGAUUUAUGCGAGUCCUUUUUUGCUUAUAACCGAGCGAAAGGGACCCUUUAUGAUGGUGAAACAAGGCUGUUUCUGCGUGGCAGUGGAAAGCCAGUUUAUAUGUAUAGCAUGGGAGGUCUCGCGGAAUUCUGCGUGGUACCAGCACAUGGAUUAACUGUUCUACCGAACUCAUUGCCUUACACAGAAUCUGCUAUUCUAGGAUGUGCAGUUUUUACUGCCUAUGGAGCUAUGGCUCAUGCUGCUCAGGUGCAUCCAGGUGAUGCCAUUGCUGUUAUUGGCAUCGGUGGUGUUGGAUCGAGUUGUCUGCAGAUAGCUAGGGCAUUUGGGGCUUCUGAGAUUAUUGCAGUGGAUGUCCAAGAUGAGAAACUUCAGAAAGCUAAGACAUUUGGAGCCACUCAUGCCAUAAAUGCACGAAAAGAAGACACUGUUGCAAAGAUCAAAGAAAUUACAGGAGGAAGAGGUGUGGAUGUUGCUGUGGAAGCCUUAGGAAAAGCACAAACAUUUUCACAAUGUGUACAAAGUGUGCGGGAUGGAGGGAAGGCUGUAAUGAUUGGGCUUACGCUCUCUGGUGCUAAAGGGGAGGUUGAUAUAAAUCAUUUGGUUCGGAGACAGAUAAAAGUAAUCGGCUCUUAUGGAGCCAGGGCAAGGCAAGACCUUCCCAAAUUGAUUAAGUUGGCAGAGAGAGGCAUUUUUAAUCUUGAAGCAGCUGUUUCAAGAAAGUGCAAAUUUGAGGAGGCAGGGCAGGCAUAUAAAGACCUUGACAAUGGAGGUAUUGUAGGGCGUGCUGUGAUUGAGAUCAUGUAAAUCCUGGUCAUUACAAAUUAUGUGAAGCUGAUGCCCCCUUCACAUCCUGCUACCUUUUAUGUGUUCUUUCCAGUCAUUAAAAUAUGUAGCAAAAUAAUGAUUUCAUGUGAGGAAAGGGACAUCUGUGCAAACAGGAUCUUUUAUAAAGUUGUACUCUGUCUGAACCCGUUC